CCGACAAAUUCUGUCAAAGCUUUAUAUGAUUUGGAAGCCCAGGGCAGUGACGAACUGGGAUUUAAGAAAGGCGAUAUCAUACUUGUUACGGAUCAAGUGGAUGCAAAUUGGAGGAGAGGUAAAUUAAAUGGGAAAACCGGUAUAUUUCCAGUUAAUUAUGUUAAA
Lottia gigantea (owl limpet) is the source of this 165-nucleotide messenger RNA. RefSeq lists its product as hypothetical. Gene Ontology annotation, molecular function: protein binding. NCBI's taxonomy places the organism in Eukaryota, Metazoa, Mollusca, Gastropoda, Lottiidae. The transcript has a single exon. The annotation marks the transcript as partial. The record is from RefSeq and is a predicted model, not a curated record. Gene Ontology annotation, biological process: protein transport to vacuole involved in ubiquitin-dependent protein catabolic process via the multivesicular body sorting pathway. Gene Ontology annotation, cellular component: ESCRT-0 complex.